Molecule: messenger RNA, 1824 nt
Organism: Drosophila takahashii
Lineage: Eukaryota; Metazoa; Arthropoda; Insecta; Diptera; Drosophilidae
Gene: Gmppb
Product: GDP-mannose pyrophosphorylase B
Biological process (GO): GDP-mannose biosynthetic process
Cellular component (GO): cytoplasm
Molecular function (GO): mannose-1-phosphate guanylyltransferase (GTP) activity; GTP binding
Source: RefSeq, a predicted model, not a curated record
UGCCAGCUCGGUUUUUAUUUACUUUUCUGUGCGGCGCGUUUUGUUCAAGAACAAAUGAUUAUAACAGUGACAAAGACACAGUUAUAUGUUUAGUGGUUAGAUAAAUAGUUAUAGGCAUAGACGACACAAUCUCACAGCAACAGAAAACUCCCAUUCGAGUUUCAAGAUAAAAACACGCAUCCAAUCAGCGGCACAAAACUUCUUAUCAGAAAAACGACGAGCCCAAAAACAACAACAACACAACAAAAGAUAGCGAAACAGUUGGUCGGCUUUAUCGGAAUUUCUGUGCGCGGAGAAAGUCUCGAGAACUUUGAGGUCUGACGUGUCGCUUGAUUGCGGGCGAUAGAAGAACGGAACGGAGCGGAGAUGUGUGGAAAUCCGGCUGUGGGAAACGGGACGAGGGCGUUGAUUCUGGUCGGGGGCUACGGCACCCGGCUGCGGCCCCUGACCCUCAGCACGCCCAAGCCGCUGGUGGAGUUCGCCAACAAGCCCAUUCUGCUGCACCAACUGGAGGCGCUUGUAGAUGCGGGAUGCCGCCAGGUAAUUUUAGCCGUCAGCUAUAGAGCUGAGCAAAUGGAAAAGGAGCUGAAAGUGGAGGCUGACAAACUGGGCGUGGAGCUGAUCUUCUCCCAUGAGACCGAACCCCUGGGAACAGCAGGACCCUUAGCUCUGGCGAAAACCAUUCUGGCAGCCAGUUCAGAGCCAUUUUUCGUGCUAAAUUCGGACGUCAUCUGCGACUUUCCCUUCAAGCAGCUAGUGCAAUUUCAUCGUAACCAUGGAAAAGAAGGCACUAUUGUGGUCACAAAGGUCGAAGAACCCUCAAAAUACGGAGUUGUGCUGUACGAUGAGAACGGCUGCAUCAAAAACUUUAUUGAGAAGCCGCAGGAGUUUGUGAGCAACAAGAUCAAUGCUGGCAUUUACAUCUUCAAUCCCUCGGUGCUCGACCGCAUCGAAGUUAAGCCCACCUCAAUAGAGAAAGAGGUUUUUCCGGCGAUGGCCCAACAGCAGGAGUUGUAUGCCAUGGAUCUGACUGGAUUCUGGAUGGACAUCGGACAGCCCAAAGACUUUCUAACCGGAAUGUGCCUCUAUCUGAGCUCGCUACGACAGAAGCAAUCUCCUAAGCUGUACACAGGACCUGGAGUGGUCGGCAACGUGUUGGUGGAUCCCACGGCUAAAAUUGGCGAGGGUUGUCGGAUCGGACCAAAUGUCACUAUCGGUCCGGACGUGGUUAUUGAGGACGGGGUGUGCAUAAAGCGCUCGACCAUCCUAAAGGGCGCCAUCGUUCGCUCUCACUCCUGGCUGGAUUCCUGCAUUGUCGGUUGGCGUUCUACUGUGGGUCGUUGGGUUCGCAUCGAGGGCAUCACCGUGCUGGGCGAGGAUGUGAUCGUCAAAGAUGAGCUUUACGUUAAUGGAGGCCAAGUCCUGCCCCACAAAAGCAUUGCCGCUAGUGUCCCAGAGCCACAGAUCAUCAUGUGAGCCGAUGGUCUAAGCCAAUUAGUGUAAAUACAACAUAGUUUUGUUCAGUUCCGCCGCUUCGGUAUUUUAUAAAGGUGCCUUCUGCUUGAAUGCUCUCACCUACGAUUGGCAAUAUUCACUCGUUGAAGGGAAAAGAAAGAUACAUUUCCAACAGUUAGCUUUGCUAUCUUUUUAUAAACUAAAGCUCAAUUUUCUCCUCUGUCGAUGGUGGAAAAUCUGACUAAUGGUCUGAUCAUAAUACAUCAGCCGAUUCUUUUUGUACUUUGAUAAGCGAGGUAAAAGUUUAAUUUUUUAAAUUAUAUACAUACGUUAGUCAAAUAUACAUACGUAUCUACGAAAAUAACCAAA